GGGGCUUGGUACAAUUCAGUAAAAGCAAUCAAGAAAGCUUAAUAGCGGUACUUACCAAAUCGAGUCGAGUGUACAAAACGACUGAAGGAUGUCACAUCCCCUGAGUGGGCCAACAGCCGACCUGGUUGGCAAGGGCAUGCAAGCUGUAGGCUUGACCAUUCCUGUGGGCCCCGUUUCAGCCAAGCUCAUCGACAGCAUGCGAGACUGCGGCCUGCCCGUACCUCCAAAGUCUUGGUUCCGUUGCGUUGAGAAGAAUAAGAGUAAAUCCAGCACUACCAUCGACACCAGGUUGGCUUCCCCGGGUAUCUACAAUGAGCCGAUCUUACGCGAGACUUACAGCAAGUCCUCUGAGCGACCGAAAAGAGCUGACAUUCAAUCGCUUCAAGAUACAACUAAAUAUUACACUCCUCAAAAGUAUUCAUCUGGAACUAGUUGCAUUCAAUCAAGCAAGCAAGAUUUAUUAAAAACAGAAUUCCCGGAAAGCAGAGGAACAUCGGCUGGAGGCCAACAGCAUCAAAUUAGGGGCCUUUCAGUGUUGGAUCUCAAGCGCCGACUGAACUCCGACAACGACGACGAUCAUCACAGCGACAAACGUUGCUGUAUCUACUGCUCGUCUCUCUCGCAAGCACAGUUUGAGCUUCCAUGCGGUGCUAUGGUGUGCUCCAAGUGCAAUGAGAUAGAAACACACCAGGAUGAAUGUAAACAAUGUCAAAAUCUAUUGUGUUAAAAUAAUACACCUUAUAGAUUUUAGAUUUUAUUUUAGCUCUGAUGGUGUGAUAAUGCCAAUCACUUACGUUACGGAUAAAAUAGUGAUAUAACUUGUCAUAGCUUGCUUGGGAACAAUCGAAUAACUUGAAGAUACCUUCUUACUUAUGUUUAGUUCAAUAUUGCAAUAAGAUGCGGGUACACCAUCACAAGAUAUCUUUUACUAUAUACUUUGAGUAUAAUGUAAGACUCUUAGAUUUCACGAAUUUUUAAUAAAUUUAGUAAACAGAAAAAUAAA
Molecule: messenger RNA, 1003 nt
Organism: Copidosoma floridanum
Lineage: Eukaryota; Metazoa; Arthropoda; Insecta; Hymenoptera; Encyrtidae
Source: RefSeq, a predicted model, not a curated record